This is a messenger RNA of Ruditapes philippinarum (Manila clam), 1005 nucleotides long. RefSeq names its product zinc finger MYM-type protein 1-like. The transcript has 4 exons. Bases 17 to 874 code for a protein of 285 amino acids. The record is from RefSeq and is a predicted model, not a curated record. Lineage: Eukaryota; Metazoa; Mollusca; Bivalvia; Venerida; Veneridae.
UGUACAAACAGCACAGAUGGUUGGUCAGGGCUACGAUGGUGCUGGAAACAUGUCUGGGAAGAGAAAAGGCGUACAAGCAAGAAUACAACAACAGAUCCCUAAUGCUGUGUACACACACUGUAAGGCACACUGUCUGAACCUCGCCAUCGUGCACGCCUGCAGCGAAACGUUCGUUAAGAAUAUGAUGGGAACAGUUCAAACUGUGGCAUUUGCUUUCAAUUACUCUGCAAAGAGGCUAUUGAAAUAUCAGGAUACACUUGAAACCGACCCUCAGAGUACAGAAGCUAUGGGUAACAGAUCGAAACUGGUCAAUCUUUGUGACACACGGUGGACAGCUCGAGCUAAAGCACUGGACACAUUCCUUUGUUCUUACAGCACCGUAGUAAGUGCAUUGGAGUUCCUUGCAGAUGACGGGGACGCAAAAGCUGCUGCCUACUUACUAUCGGUGUCAACAUUUGAAUUUGUAAUCACUCUAGUGACGACGGAACAUUGUAUCAAGUCGCUUGUGCAGCUGUCUGAAAACUUACAGGAGAAAACGUGUGAUCUUCUAAAAGCUUCACAAGAGGCUAAGACGCAGAAAGUAAUGCUUCAGAACAAGAGAAAUGAUAUAACUGUAUGGGAAGCAUUGUAUGAUAAAGCUGUGAAUAUAGCAAGGACUGUGGGGGUUGAACCCAGUAUGCCCAGAAGUAACGGUCGUCAGCGAAAUCGCCCCAAUGUUCCAGCAGAUACACCCUCAGAGUUUUGGCGAUUGAACAUGUACCUCCCGUUCACAGAUCAUUUAAUAACAGACCUGUCGGAUCGAAUCCUGCAAGCGAACGAUAGAUACCUCGCCCAGAAUCUUAUUCCAUCUCAAGUAAUUGAACUUUUAUAUUGAUUACUUUGCCAAAUCUAAAUAUACGCUCAUUUUAUGUAAGUGUGAACUAUGUAACUGUAAUUGAUAUAUGGCUGCGGAAAUUGCUUUAGUGUAGUUAUUUGUUAUGAUUACCCACUUUUUUGGUUUUGCAG